AUGAAGGAAGGGGGUCAGAAGAAGAACAUCCUGGCCAAGACGCUCCAGAAGUGCCGGUCGUUGGGCCACCGGAGGCAGCCGGCAGCCUCCGGCAGUCGGGGCGCUGGCAGCAGCGCCAGUGCCUCGGCGUCCCCACGUGCGGCCGAUGGCAGGGCGGGGUGGGCCGUGCCCGCGGGGUACUUCGCCGUGAUGGUGGGGCCAGAGAAGGAGCGGUUCGCGGUGCGCGCCAGGUGCGCAAACCACCCCCUAUUCCGGGCGCUGCUGGACGAAGCCGAGACGGAGUACGGUUUCGCCGAUUGUGUCGGCCCGCUCGAGCUGCCCUGCGCCGUGGAUGAUUUCAUGGAGGUUAUGUGGGAGAUUGAGCAGGCGGGCGGCGUCGCGUCGCCCAGAUGCUCUCGCUUCGCCGGCUGGGGCCACCACCACCAUCAACAGUACCACGGGUACCACAUGUUGAGUCCGGGGACGUUCCUCGUCGCCGGCCUAUGGUGA
Molecule: messenger RNA, 489 nt
Organism: Hordeum vulgare subsp. vulgare (domesticated barley)
Lineage: Eukaryota; Viridiplantae; Streptophyta; Magnoliopsida; Poales; Poaceae
Product: auxin-responsive protein SAUR32-like
Exons: 1
Coding region: 1-489 (162 amino acids)
Biological process (GO): response to auxin
Source: RefSeq, a predicted model, not a curated record